Messenger RNA from Heterobilharzia americana, 3181 nucleotides. Lineage: Eukaryota; Metazoa; Platyhelminthes; Trematoda; Strigeidida; Schistosomatidae. The record is from the annotation of a GenBank genome assembly.
CACAUGCAAGACUAACGCUACCGAUACAUGUGUUUCUGGCCAUAAUCGCUAACGUUGUAUCAUCUAAUCAAACAGUGGUACGGAUAUAAUUGCUAUUGUCGCUUACUUUCCAUUUUUGAGAUUUAAUUUUCUCUGAAAGCUAUUCACUCUUGUCUAGUAAUCUAAUAUGGCUACUUAUUAUGAUGUAUGUAAGAAGAUACUAGUUAGAUUUUACUUGUCAAACUAUUUUUCCCUCAGAAAAGCACGGAAAUGUUAAUUAAACCUGGCGUAUUUAUUUACAUGGCUCUGAGGAUUAUUCGUGGCUGGAUUACAUACAGCGUUCGUAUGCUUUGACAAAAUUCCUCCCCGCCUAGCACAUUUUUUGUGUCUGAUAUCAUCCUUAAUUUUAUGGAGAUAAUUCACUCUCAGAUAACCGGAUUACUCUGAACAGCAGCAAUAUACCUGACUGUUGCUAGACUUACAAGAUCAUGUUGGAAUCACUGCAAUCCAGUUUAUAUUAUUGACACUACUAUUACAAUAAUUCUCUGUACCAGAUAAUGAGUUACCCAUUCUAGACUUCACUGCUCUCAUUGUGCUUUGUGUAUUGCAUUGUGAACUGCAACAAAUGAUCACUAAAAUAUAGGUUGACUUUAUGGCUACUUUAUUUUUGAAAGAACAUCUACUUAGCAGUGCAGUCAAAGUAAAAGGAUCUAUAUCAAGUGUACCAGUCAAAACAAUUCAGUAAAAUCCUAACUAUGCAAUCAGUUUCGACAAAUCUCUUUUAUGGUUCAUUUGUGUCAUGAAAACUCAAGUCAAGGCCCAGUUAAAAUUCUAUAUCUAGAGGGGAGAAAUAUGGGUCGUCGUAGACCAGCAACACAGUGUAGACAACAUUUUAAUUCUGAAAUGAAGCAAAAUGAUCUGUUUGAGAAGUAUUACAAGGAUCAAGGGAUCGUUCCUGAGAGUGAAUGGGGAGUUUUCACUAGUUAUUUACAAAGAGACCUCCCCAUUACGUUUCGUGUCACAGGGUUUCGAAAUCAAAACAAAGAGUUGCUACGACUUAUUAAGCAAAAAUAUCGUAAAGAUAUAUCCGAGAUGCAGCAGUCCAUGAGUGUGGAAAAUGAAAACACCGGUACUUUUGAUCCACUACUCUGGUAUCCAAAUGAGAUGGCAUGGCAGUUGGGUGUCAGUAAGUAUGCAGUUCGGAAAACGGAAGAACUCCGAACUUUGCAACAGUUUCUAGUUUCUGAGACGGAGUCGGGUAACAUUAGUCGUCAAGAGGCUGUAAGUAUGCUACCUCCUCUUCUUUUGGAUGUGCGCUCACAUCACACUGUCCUUGACUUAUGUGCUGCUCCCGGUUCUAAAUCUGCUCAACUCGUUGAGUUAUUGCACUCUGAUGCGGAAUCCAGCUUACUAAAAGGGGGACCAGAGAAUGCCCUCCAGUAUGUCGAACCUACAGGAAUGAUUAUUGCAAAUGAUUUCGAUCAGAAAAGAUGCUAUAUGAUGGUUCAUCAGGUAAAGCGUUUACAAAGCCCUUGCGUUGUAAUUACUCAGCAAGAUGCAACGUCCUUCCCACGUCUUUAUCUAACACUGAUGUCUGAUGAGAAGACUGAUCAAGGAGAUCUACAUCAAUUAUUAUUUGAUCGUAUACUAGCAGAUGUACCGUGUAGUGGCGAUGGGACACUUCGUAAAAAUCCUGAUCUGUGGUUACGGUGGUCUCCCAAUCUGGGUAUUGGUGAACAUCCGUUACAAUGCAGAAUUUUAAAGAGGGGUUUGGAGCUGUUACGUGACCCAGUUGGAGGUUCUACAGACUAUUCACGACUUGUGUACUCUACCUGUAGUUUUAAUCCAGUGGAAAAUGAGGCUGUUGUGGCUAGCAUACUACAUGCUUGCCAGGGAACAGUUCGUUUAGUUGAGCCAGAUCUUCUAGAAUGCGUAUCACUGAAUUCCGAUGAAAACAAAGGUUCUGAUGUGCGAAAAUUUAAGGCAAGACCUGGAUUGACCAGUUGGCGUGUGAUGGACAAGAAAGGAGUUUGGUUCACAUCCUAUGAGGAAGUUCCUACAGGUCAACAGAAUCAUCUACGUCCUUCUCUGUUUCCUCCAAUUAAUGUAACAGAUCUUCAUCUGGAACGUUGUAGGCGUGUUUUACCACAUGAUCAAAAUACUGGUGGUUUUUUUAUUGCUAUCCUAGAGAAAAUUGCACCAUUACCUUGGAUUAAUACUUCAAAACGAGAUAUCCCUGUUAACGGCAACAAAAUUAAUCAAGCAGAUACAGAAUAUGAAGAGAAAGAUAGUGAUUUAAGUGAGAUUGACUCGACACAUGUAACUAAGAAGUCACGAAUCUUUCAUGAGAGCCCAUUUACUUACAUUGAUGCUAGUACUGAUUCUACUUGGUCAAAAAUUCGAGAUUAUUAUCAGAUUAAAGAUAAGAUGAGUGAUGAUACUAUGUCUUCUACAUCAUUGUUCUGUGCUAAUAAUCUACUCUCUCGUUCUGGUGUCGAAGGAAAUCGUUGCCGUUUUCUAUACUAUACAAAUAGUCUCAUAAAGAAUAUGGUGUUGACAAAUAUGGAUAGAGGAUUAAAAAUAGUCAAUACAGGUGUUCGAAUGUUUGCUUCAGUGGAGGAUAAACAGUUUGAAGGAUAUCGAAUACUUCAAGAUGGUGUUGAAGUGAUUGAUGCCUAUAUUCCUUUAUCAAGUGAUCGUCGUAUUCGUCUUACACCGAGUGAGUAUUCUGAUCUAGUGAUACUGUUAGAGUAUGAAAUGCCAUUAUUUAGUCUUAUGACUGAAUCAACACGUCGUCAAUGUGAAAAUAUAUCACCUGGCCCAAUUCUACUUGAUUAUACUCCUAAUUCUGCCGACAUAAUUAAUAAUGAUCAAGCGUGGACAUCUGACAGUUUACCUCGUUGCAGAUUGGUAUUUACUGGCUGGCGUGGAGUAAAUAGUAUUCGGCAUUAUAUCGGACGAUUUGAACGAUUACAUUUGAUGAGACUGGCCAAUAUUGAACCUAAGCCAUGUAUCAUGGGUCAUACAGCUAAACGUUCUACAUCUCCUGAAACUUCUGAAAUCAAUGGGGAUACUGCUUAGUUUGUACAAUUGUACAAAGCUGAUGAACGCUAUCUACCAAUUAACACGUGUCUAACUAGAUAAACAGAAUUUCAGAAAAUGUUUUUCCCGCUUGAUUUCUUGUAUAAAAAGUUUCUAUGUA